This is a messenger RNA of Monopterus albus (swamp eel), 2293 nucleotides long. RefSeq names its product protein disulfide isomerase family A, member 2 (gene pdia2). The transcript has 11 exons. Gene Ontology annotation, molecular function: protein disulfide isomerase activity. Bases 311 to 2035 code for a protein of 574 amino acids. The record is from RefSeq and is a predicted model, not a curated record. Gene Ontology annotation, cellular component: endoplasmic reticulum. NCBI's taxonomy places the organism in Eukaryota, Metazoa, Chordata, Actinopteri, Synbranchiformes, Synbranchidae. Gene Ontology annotation, biological process: protein folding; response to endoplasmic reticulum stress.
UUGAAUGUGAAGGAAGAAAAAAGAAACAUUUCAAGAGAAGAUGAGGAGAGAAAGAUGAUAAAAGGUGCCGUGAAUCCUGAGGCCUUAACAGUAGACCAGACAGUUUGCCCAUUUCUGACUCUAUAGGGCAGCGUCUGAUUGGUUCCCUUGCAGGUGUAACUCCUGAUUGGAUGAGCAGGAAAGGCCAGUAACAUUUUGACACACACACACUCCAUCUUUGACACAUAAAAGUGCCAGUUUUCCCUGUCACAUUUACUGAAGGUGCAUUUACCCAAGGAGUGGCCGGAGCAGCUCACACAGAAACACCGACAUGAGGACACACACGCUUUUAUCUAUAACUGUGCUGGGCCUGCUGCUGUGGACCUCCUUCGUCCAGGCCGACAGCAGCCAAAGGACUGACAAAGAGACAGAGACCCAAGACGAGACGUCAACAGAAGAGACUCCAGAUAGCGGGGAGGAGGAGGAGGAAACCACCGAAGCACCAAAGAAAGAGAAGACAACUGAGAUAGAGGAGGAGAAAGAUGUGAUGGUCCUCCACAUCAACAACUUUGCCAGAGCUCUGGAUGAAAAUCCAUACUUACUGGUCAAAUUCUACGCUCCCUGGUGUGGUCACUGUAAAAAGCUUGAGCCGUUCUAUGCCGAGGCUGCUGCGAAGCUGAAGGAUGAGAACCCCACGCUGCGUUUGGCCAAAGUGGACGCCACAGAGGAGAAGGAGCUGGCUGAGGAGUUUGACGUCAAAGGCUACCCCACUCUGAAACUGUUCAUCAAGGGCGACCGCACAGAGCCCGUUAACUACUCUGGUAAGAGGUCAGUCUUGGGAAUAAUUCAGUGGAUGAAGCGUCGUGCAGGUCCUGUUGCUCAAGUGCUCAACUCCACAGAGUCUGCAGCUCAGUUCAUCGAUGCCCAUAACAUCACUGUUGUUGGAUUCUUUGAUAAUCUGGAAAGUGAAGCGGCUAAGGUGUUCAAGGAAGUCGCCUUGGAAAUGGCUGACAUAGAGUUUGCCAUAACUGCGACUCCUGAGGUUUUCCAGAAGCAUGAAGUCAAAGCCGACUCAGUGGUGCUUUUCAAAAAGUUUGAUGAGGGCAGAGCAGACUUUACAUGGACAGAAGAAGAGGAGCUGGACAAAAUGAGUCUGGGGAGCUUCAUCACAAAGAACAGCCUGAUGCUGAUCAUCCCAUUCAACCAGGAGACUGCAGACACGAUCUUCACCUCUGGCAUCCCCCUGCACACGCUCUUGUUCAUCAACUCCACUGUGGAGAGUCACACAGCCCUGGUGGACGAGUCCAGGCCUGUUGCCAAAGAGUUCAAGGGCAAGAUGCUGUUUAUUGUAAUUGACGUGACGCAAGCCUUGUCUUUUGUGCUGAACUUCUUUGGUGUGUCCGAGGACGAAGCCCCCACCGUACGCAUCACGAACAUGGAGACAGGAAAGAAGUUCAGCAUCGCCACCAAGGAUCUCACAACACAUUCACUGCGACAGCUGUGCCAGGAGGUUGUGGAUGGCACUGCCAAGCCCUACUAUAAGACUGAGGAGAUCCCUGAGGACUGGGACAAAGGUGCAGUUAAAGUCCUGGUGGGGAAGAAUUUUGAGUCUGUUGCUUUGGACCCAACCAAAAACGUCUUUGUGGAGUUUUAUGCUCCAUGGUGUGCACACUGUAAGGAACUAGCUCCCAUCUGGGAAGAGCUGGGUGAGAAGUACGCCGACCAUGAUGACAUCAUCAUAGCCAAAAUAGACGCCACAGCCAACGAGGUGGAGUCUAUUGUGAUUCAGGGAUUUCCCAUGCUCAAAUACUUCCCUGCUGGUGACAAAGAGGUGGUUGACUACACUGCAAAAAGAGAUCUGGACACCUUGUCUAAUUUCCUGGACGGUGGAGGAGUGUUGCCUAAAGAGGAAAGUGAUGAGGAGGAAGAUGCAGAUGAUGAGGAAGAUGAAGAAGAUGAUGGUCCUAAGGAGGGUGCUGAUACUGGUGACGCUGGCGAGGACGCUGAUGAGUCUGCAGAGGCAGCGACCAACAUAACAUCUAAAGAUGAGCUGUGAUGUCACUUUUGUUUCUGGCCAAUCAGGAUCAACAUAGCAUCUUCUAAUUUUUCUUAAUAAAAAUAAUUUGGGUUUAAAGUGUUUUGCUCUCAUGACUAUUUUAAAUGGAGUCCAAAACUUUAAAAUGACUACAUUUUAAAACAAGACCCGUCUAAAAACAAUCACAUUAGAGAAGUUAAAACCGUGCCGAGAGGCGGGGUACACCCUGGGCAGGUCACCUAACUGGCAAAUCGUUUAUGGUCACUUUAAUAUUUUCUA